CUGAGUUGGAUUUUGCAGGGGCUGCAGAGUUGAUGAGGGACUUUUGAGCAGGAGAGAGGGUAGGUCAGAGCCAUAUUUUAGCAGGGUUAUGUGGCAGUGGUGGGAGGAUGAAUGGAACUCAAGAGUCCUAGAAAUUAGUCUUUUCAUUGUAAUGCCAUACAAGCCUGAUGCCUGAAUUCUGAGCCCUUCAAUCUCGUAAUCUGAGAAAGAGCUGGCCUUAUUUAGAGAGGCUUUCUGCAUCUUACAGCCAAGCACUGUGCUGCUUGCCAGCAGAGGUUGGUUUUAAUCAAGUAAAGAAGACAGGGUGGAUUUUCUUGACUGCCGUGGCUAGGAAUUACAUCUCAGGUCUCCUACAGUUUUCAGAACAUUCAGUGUACUGCUCUGGACGCUCCUGACAGCGCCGGGGCGCCCCCUUGCUGUGAGGAGAAACGGGCUUGGAGGGAAUACUUCCUAACAGUUUCCCCACUCCCGGUGGGGCGCUCCGGCGGCUGCGGGCCAUCAUCCACUCCCUCCUCGGAAAGGAAGUGAGGGCGGGGCCAGCGGGGCUCCCGCCCCUCUGCGUUGCCUUGGAGACCGAGUGCGUCCAGCUGCAGUUGAGGCUGGACUGGCCCUGGCUAGUGGUGCCUUCUGCAGGUGGGGCGCCAGCCCCGGGCGCAGGGCCUCCCUCCAUUGGCCGGGUUUAGAGGGGAUGGCCGGGGACUGCACCGCGCUCCUCGGUAGGCUGGCGGGCUGGUGGCGUGAGAGGAGCCUGCUGGGUCUUCUCAGCAUACAAUAGGUGCCUAAUUAGCACGGCCAGAGUCAGGCUGCUCCUUCCCUCCACUUCCGCCUCUCUUUGUCCACUUUUGGCGGGGAGUGGGGGAAGGAGGGAGUCAGGGAUCCUUCAACUUUGUUCAGCUCCAGUUUGGGGGGUCAAGGCCAGGUUGAAAUCCAAGAUGACACCUUGAGCACUUUUCCCAGGAGAGCUUGGGAGAGUGAAGCACAAAACAAUAACGAUUUAUUAUUCUGCCCCACCAAAGUCCUCUGGAUUUGCACACUGCGUGGCUGGAAGAGCCAGCCUUCUCCGGGAGUUCGGUUCUUGCCGGAGGGGCGCCCCGUUCAGCCAGCGGCCAAGAUGUCCUCAGUGGGGAAGGUGACCCAGGUUCCCAGCGGGAAGGUCUACCAGCAGAUCUUCGAGGCUGAGGUGCAGCUGGUCCGCUCUCUGGCAGCCACCAGGAAGCGCGCUGUGGAGAGUUCCAUGACCCCAAAGAAUGGCAGAAAACCCUUGAUGAAGAAGAUGGAUAUUCCUGAAGGGGAGAUGAUGUGUCCUCGGCAGCGGAAGUGGGCGCACAGCCUACCCAAUGACUGGGUCACGGAAAAUCCUGUUCUCUACAGGGAAAAGGAAAUAAUCAAGAAGAAAAAAGCUGAAGAAAGUGAGAGCAUCAUUGAAGCCAGAGAGGUCCGGGGCCUCAUGGACACCAUAGUUCCAGAGAGGAUCAGCACAACCACCCUGGACAGAGACUCCAAGAGGCAGGGCUACGAGAGUGCUCUGGGGAGUUUUAAGGAGGAGAUUGCUCAGAUUGGGAUGGAAAUGGAACCUCUCAUCUUAGAGCCAGGAGCACUUCUUUUAAAAAAGCUGGCAGCGUCUGAUGAGGAAAUCGACCAACUCUUCAAAAAGGUGGAAAGCGAUAUCAACCUUGAAGACUACACCAUCCAAACCCUGAUGGAGCUGUGGGAUCAGGUGGCUGAGAAGUUCCAGUUCCAGAAGCAGGGGAUUAAGGAGCUGGAUGAGACACUGACCUCGACCGAGUUCUCUCGGGCAGAUAAACUCAGAAGCGUGUUGAAGAAAUAUGUGGAAAUCAUAGAGAAAACUUCCUAUCUCAUGCAGCCCGACGUGUACACGCUGAUAAAUAAGGAAGCCAUGGUCAUAAACCAGGCCCUCCUGGGCAACCGGAGGGCCAUCGCCCAGCUGUUUGUCAACCUGAUGGAGGCCACGCUGCAGCAGGAGCUCGAGGGCCAUCGCCGCUGGAAGGGCCUGGUGGACACCUGGAAGGUUCUCAAGAAGCAGGCCCUGGUGCAGAGUUUCAGUGAGUUCAUGGCCAGUGAGAGGAUCCGGGCUCCUCCAGAUGUGAAGAAGGAGAUAGAGAGCAUGCUGAAGAACCAGAAAGCCCUGCAGCAAAAGCGGCUGGAGCAUCUCUGCACCAUCUGUGACCUUCUGCCCCCCAAUUACAGCAAAGCUCAGCUGACUGAAUGGCAUUCUUCUCUCAACUCCCUAAAUAAGCACCUUGAUGCCUACCACAUGGGCUGCGUGAUGCAGAUCCGCCUGCAGUACGAGAAGACCUGGCAGGAGUGCCUGGCCCGCGUGCAGGAGUGCAAGAAGCAGCUGCUGGACUGGAAAGCCUUCACUGAGGAGGAGGCAGAGAGCCUGGUGAGCCCAUACUUCUUCCAGAUGGUGGGAGUAUUCCAGAGCAAGGUGGAAGAGGAGCUGGAGCUCUUGGACAAAUCCUUCAAGGACCUGGCCAAGCAGACAGAAUGUCAGAGCUCGGAUCUCCUCAGCUACUUCCAAGAGGCCGUGAGGCUGUGGGAGGCACAUCAGAGCACGCUGUCCGAACAGGAGCUAGAGCUGGAGAAGAGGAUGGAACAGCAGCGGCAGAAGCACAUCCUGGAGGAACAGGCCCAGGAAGCCCACCUUGAUAAGCUCUUGGACCAACUGAGGCAGCAAAGCCUUGAGGAAACACUGAAGCUUCACCUGGAAAAAGCCAAAGAUUUUUUGAAGAAUAUGAAACACAGGUAUGAGUGUUUCCACAAGACCCUGACAAAGGAAGUGAUGGAGUACCCAGUGCUCACACUGAGAGAACUCAACUCCUACAGCUCUACCCUUAGCCAACAUUUCUAUGUUCGUGAGAUCUUUGAACAGACCUUGGAUGGGGAAGUCAUUUUCAAAUUCAGGGAACCAGAAGCACAGGAAAAGCUCUUCCAGGAGAGUAUGAGAAAACGGAGGAGUAAACAGAGAGCUAAAGUGGAAAUGAGCAGAAGUGAGGACAGUGAAAGCGCAGGAACAAGUUCAUCCAGGCUAGCGGAAGAGAUGGAAGGAGAAGAUCAAGACAUAGAGUCUUCCUUAAAUGAAGAGAUGGCAGCGAGCCAGCAGGAACAAUCUGCACUGAGUGACGAGACGGAUGAGUCCAGUGAGGAGUCUAUUCAGGGUUUAGAAGAAAUGCAAGUUAAAAGAGACAGCUCCUUAAAACCAUCCCAGAACCAGGAAAAUGUGAUGGUUCAAGAAGAGGAGACAGAGGAGGAAGAGGAGAAAAAGAAGGAGAAGGAGAAGAGGAGGAAGAAAAAGAAGAAGGAAGAGGAAGAGGAGGAGGAGGAAGAGGAGGAACAUGAAGUGGAAGAAAAGCAGGAGGAGGAGGAGGAGGAGGAAAAGGAAGAACAUGAGAGUUUAUCUAUGGAUGAGGCCGAAGCCCAGGAAGAGCAUCUGGGGGAAAUCUCCUGUGAAGACAUGGAGUCCUUCACAACCUCCAGCGGACACACUUAUUUUGUGUUCCUACCCCUGGAACAAGAAGAAGAGAGUUUCAAAAGGCCCAAUUCCAACCUUUCUGCCAUUCUCAUCAAUGACACUUCCAGUGCCAACCUCCUAGACCAAGUGAUAAUUCCACCCAGACUAGUUUUAGGAAUUAAGAAGCAACUUCGAGCUGGUUUUUUCGAGCACCUAGAGAAGUGGUUUGACCAACGUGUCCUCAAAACCAAGGUCACUGUGGCCACCAAGAUUGAUGAGCUGGACUCAGAACUAGAGCUGCAUCUGCACCUACACAAGCCAAGAGCUGAGUGCAUUGAAAAGGACAUCCACAAUGUCAGAGCAGCUGAGCUCUUGCUUCAUCAAGAGCAGCUGGACAGCCACUGUGCUGGGGUGAUCGAGACGCUGAGAAAGGAGAGGCUGAUGUUCUACCGGUUCCAAGAAGAGCAAAACAUAAAGAGCAAAAACUUCCGCCGCAAGAUUUACAACAUGGAGCAUAUCUUCUUGAAUGCCACAAAGAGCCAGAGGCUGGUUACUCUCAGCAGCACACUGCACCGGGAGCUGCUCAGCUACAUCGACGUCGUGCAGGUGUCCCUGCGCAGCUUCCGCCAGUACUUGGAGGAGAACCUGGGCAAGCUUCACUACGCCAACAUCGAGUUCAUUAAGCACUGCAGAUUGUUUUCUGACGGAGGCAACUUUUCUGCUGAAGAAAUUGACUCACUGUGUCUUCGACUGGAGAAGGAAGCUUCUCGAAUAGAAUUUGUUGAAAGUUUAAUCAUGAUCAACAUGGAGAAGAUGGAGAAUGAAUACCUGGACCAGGCCAAUGAUGUCAUCAAUAAGUUUGAAAGCAAAUUUCAUAACCUGUCUGUGGACCUUAUUUUCAUAGAGAAAAUCCAGCGGUUGCUGACAAAUCUGCAAGUGAACAUCAAGAGCGAGGUUGCAAAAUCCAAUCUGCAAACAGAUGGAUUGAAUUCGUCUCUGGAACAGCUUCAAAGGAAAAUAGAAAUGUGUCGAAACUCAAAGGGAGAUAAAAAAGUGGUGGCCACGGAUGACCUCCUUGGCUUGGUCCGGACUUGGAAAGAAAAACUGGGCCAGAGGAUUCAGUACCUGAAUUGCAGGCUGGACAUCGUAUUCACGACUCAAGUUGUCUUUACUGAUGACAUCAUGAUCGAUAUGGAGGUGGAGAGUGACAUCCUGGUGUCUUCAGAAGUCCUUGAAGAGGAAGCCAAGGUAGACUUGGUCACCCCUGAGUCCUUUGCCCAGCCCAGCCGCAUGGGGAAGUCCAUGAUUGAAGACCCGGCUGUGGAAGUUGUCAAGAAGAUCCUGCAACUUCCCAACUCAAAAUGCUCAACCCAGCAGUGCGACAAAGAUCGGUUCCAGACAGGCUUGAAGCGACACCGGAACCGAGGAGAACAUGUCGUGAGAAAGGCCCUGUCCAGUGCCAGUGCCACUUCAACAACGAGCAUCACACGGUACUCCAAGCCCAACCGAAUGGACAGAAAGUACCAAGUGCUCGGGGAGAAGCCACCGCCGCCAGCUGAGGAUUUUAAAGGGAUCAUCCUGACCCUCCUCUGGGAGAGCAAUGAGCAUCUGCUGAAUGUUGUGGAGGAGUUUUACCGCAAAGAGAAGCACUCAGUCACCAGGCCUGACUGCAUGUACGAAAACUUUGACCAGUGUGCAGAGAAUAUCUGCAAGAGGAUCCUGGAAUACCAUGUCCAGACAGACGAGUACCAUAACUCCUGCCUCAUAGAAUUACGGGCCCAGAUGAGGAGAUUUGAGGAGCUGCUGCCCCAGGUCUGCUGGCUGGUGAUGGAGAACUUCAAAGAACAGCACUGGAAAAGAUUCUGUGCAUCUGCCAAAGAGAUCCGGGGACAGUUCUGGGAUUAUCAGGAGAAGCUGGAGAUAAGGAAGGAUGAAAAUGCCCAGAAGCUCCAUCAAAAUCUCGGACAUCCCGCACAUAUCCAAGAAAUGGAGUCUCUGUGUCAGGUGGAAGAGAAAAGGCAGAACGAUUUAGACACUGUGAUUAUGGCAACCAGGGAGAAGCUUGAGGAAUUCACCAGGAAGUACGGCCGGUUUUUCAUAGCCAGCCUGGCCACCUUCACCGAGAAGUUCCUGCUGCAGUUAGAUGAAGUGGUCACCAUCGACGAUGUCCGGGUUGCAAGGAUGGAGCCUACCAAACAGAAAACAUCAAUCCUCAUACGGAGGAAACUCUCUAGGCUUUCCCUGAAGGAAGAAAGUGAGAAGCCCCUGAUUGAGCGGGGGAGCAGGAAGUGGCCAGGAAUCAAACCCACUGAAGUCACCAUCCAAAACAAGAUUCUCCUCCGGAAAACAUCAUCCAUUAUCACCACCAAAACGACCCUGGGCCACCUGGCGGCUGUGGAAGCCCGAGAUGCCGUCUACCUGAAAUAUUUAGCAUUAUUUGAAGAGGAGUUGAAGAAGAUCCAGGACGACAACACAUUGCAGGUGAAGGAGGCUCAGCGCUGGAAAGACAGCUGGAAGCGCUCCGUGGAUACCAUCCAGGGCCUGUACUUGUGACACCCUCAACCCACCCCACAUAAAGGUUCAUUUUUUAUGGACUCCUUCUCUAUCCAUCUGUCCGCCCAUCCAUCCAUCCAUCCGUUCAUCCAUCCCUGCUCUAUACCCAGCACAGUAGCUUCAUCAGUGACCAGGACAUGGUGUGGUCCCUGCCCACGUGGAUGCGUAAGGAGGACAGAGGUGAAAGGGGGUUCCAUGUGGUUAUCAGGGUUGGUGGGUCACAGGAUUGGGCCACUUAAAAUAGAGACCAGUAAUUCAGAGGACAUAAUUCCAAUAGGCAUGCUUGGCACUUCAUCUUGGAAAAUGAAAUAAUAAAAUUAUCUGGGCAUGGGUAUAUUUACAUUUAACAAAGUGUAAGAUAAUUGCAACCAUGCAACCCACAAAGAAUUCAUCCAGUCUUGAUUGGGUAUCUGCCUGGCAACUUGCCUGACCAAAUUAUAGCAUUUUGAGGAAAAUCUUCCAGGACUCCUUAAUUUUCCUAGGGGCCCCUUAAAUCUUGUGAGACUCAGAUCCUUCCCUCUGGAAGCCUCCAUCUUGCAUCUUCCUUGCUGAUUUUCUCUUCCUUGAUUAAAUGGCCUAACCACGCCAGAUCUCAUUUGUUAGUAGCUUUUUGUGGCACUUGGAUGGACUGCUUACAUUCCUUCCUUGAUUUCAUCAACUCCUGUUCCUUUUACCUGGUUUGCAUUUUGACUUUGCAUCAGUUUGGAUUUUCCUAUGCUUUACCUGUUUUAAUGACUUGAUGAGGUAGGCUUUUGCUCCCAUUUACAGAUGUGGAAACUCAAGUUCAGAAGGUCAAGACAACCUCCUCAAAGGUAUACAGCCAGUAUAGCGCCUCAGCAUACUUUUUGGUUCCCCAAAAGUGGACAAAGACUUGGGGGCAAGCCAUUGUUUUGGAGAUGAUUCCAAGAAGCAUGAAUGAGGUCAUGGGGAAGGGGAGCCUGGAAGAAGCCUUGGCCUUGCUCUGGGCCCCUUCUAACCCUCCUCCACACACACCAGACACAUCUGUCCUCCUCACCUGUCCCCCACCCUGCAUUGCCUGUCCCCUGGCCUGUCGUUGACCUACCUCCUGACCUGUUUUCCUGUAGCCACUGUCCACACUAGGGACUGUGGGCUCAUUGUAGUUCCAGGUGCUCACAGAAGUGGACUGCAAGACCCCAGUCCUUCUCUCAAAGCUACCCUUGGAACCUUAGGGACUUCCCUAUCGAGCAGGUAGUUAGGGAAAUGGAUGCCACUGCCCCAUGAUAGAGCUGCCUCCAACCUCUUUCCAUUCUCCCUCUUGUAAGUUCUCCCAUGUCUGCUCUUUCUUGACCAUGCCUCCAUGUUCCCCACCUGAGAAGUCAGUGUGAGUGAAUGUGCCUGAGCACAUGUGAGGAUGUGGAGAGGAAAAUGACCUCCACAAUGGAGAGGAGGUGGGCAGGGGCCCCCUGGCAUCCUAGAGUUUCUCAUCACCAAGUAAACUCUUUCAGGAUGUGUUGAGCCCUGGCCUACAAGGCCAAAGCCCUUCCUUAUCCUCUGGACUCUGCCCACCUCUUGGGCCCCAGACUGGUCCUUGACUCACUCUUGGCCUCAGUUUCCUAAUUGUGCAAUAAAAGCCUGAUACAGAACCACAUAAGUGGAUGCUCAGUGAGGUCCAGCUCCUUCAAAACAGGUUGGAGUGUUGAGAUGGAGUGAUAUGGGUACAGAAAGGAACACAGUGUAUGGUAGCCAGGCUUUGUGUCCAUGGCCAGGCACACACAAGGGGUCCUGGGGAAGACCCAAGAAGAGUGCAUACACAAGCCCGCAAGCUGAUGUGUACGCGUGUACAUUGUACUAGUAGCUCCACGCAUGAGGUUGGUCUCCUUCAGCCAGCUCUGUGCACCCCACAGCUGCUGAGGCCUGGGUCAUAUGUUCACCACUGGACCCAGCAAGGGCUGUCAGUCUCAGCCACUAGGAUGAAGGGUGGGGAAGGGGCAGUUCCCUAAAGAAACACUAAUGUCCUGUUCCCAACAGAAGAGGGCAUGAAUGUCAGCCAGGCAGAAGCACCAAGUCUCAGAAUCAUACAAGCUGCCUGCAUACCUGUCUCUGCCACUAUGCACAAAGGGCUGUGUCCCAGAGAAAGGGCCUAUCUUGUACAAGGUCACAUAGUGAUUCAAUGGCAAAGCUCCUAUAUUUGCCUAUGUAUAGUAGAAAAUCCAGUAGAAAAAUAAUGUGGCACAAACAAAGAGAUUUCUAUCUCUUUCACAUAAAAGAGCUCUUUUUUCUGUUGUGGGACAACUCCAGUGACCCCCACCCCAGGCAACUGGACGAUAGCACUGACUUAUUUGUGACUUACUGACAAUAACCAGAAAAAAUCACUUAUGUUCCAGGAGAGGGGCCGUCCUCUUAACCUGCCCUUUUCUGUAUUCACAAAACUUUCCUACAACCCCUAUGGUGGAGGACAUUUGCUAAUAAAACAAACCAAAGACAAAAGCAAACCCCCCAAACCCAAAAAAGCUCUAGAGGCAGGCCGUCCUUAUUGGUCCUGGACUGCUCAUCAUGGAAGACCACGGGUCAUCUGUCCUUCCCCAGCAUCUUAGCAUGUGGUUUCUAUCAUCAAGGCUGUCCAUGGUCCAGGUCUACACUUGAGACUGCAGGCAGGAGAAAAGAAGGAGGGAAAAGAGGCCCUCCCAGCUGUAUCUGUCCCAUCUGACCAGCCUCCCCAAAGUCCCCCAUCAUACUCUGUUCACAUGUCAUUGACCUAAACUUUGGUCACUCUUAGCUGUCAGAGAGGUUAAGAACUUUAGUCUUUUCAUUUGUUGAAUUGCUGCCCAAAUCAAAACUGGUUUUUAAGCAAAGUGGGAAUGAAAAUGUGGAAACUACCAGUGCUCUUUCCUACACAGAACUUCAAGAUGAAGAGGAGAGGGGGUUAUUUCCAGGUGCGUGGGGCAUCCACAGCCUCUCUUUCCUUGGUGUUCACUCAUUCACAGAGAGAACAAAAAGUCUGUUCUAAACCAGUGUGUGAGUGGGAUUGUGUUGAUGUUUAUCUGCUUGUCCCUUAUAAGAAGACCUCAGAAAACCCUCUUCUAUUUCAUAAAUGGGGUGGAGAGAGGUGGGGUUGUGAAGUCUUGUAGGCAAGCAACAUGUUCCUAAAAAGCUGAGUCAAAAUCAUAUGUCUGUAAGUCAAAGAAUAGAAUCUGUUGACCCCACCAUGUUUGACCCUCAUGGUGAAUACUAGGAAAAAUAAUACGCAGAAAAUAAAACUAAUAGUAGUUAAAACUUCUUGUGGCAAAGUUUAUCAUGGACUAAAGAUUAAUGGAAGAAAAACUACAUUUGGAAAACAUUUUGAUAUGCAUAAUUUUAAUUAUUAUUAAAAAUAAUAAUCCCUAGGGAUGACUGGGUGGCUCAGUCAGUUAAGCGUCUGACUUUGGCUCAGGUCAUGAUCUCAAGGUUCCUGUGUUCGAGCCCCACGUAGAGCUCUGUGCUGACAGUGUGGAACCUGGAGCCUGCUUUGGAUUUUGUGUUUUCCUCUUUCUCUUCCCCUCCCCUGCUCACACUCUGUCUCUCUGUCUCUCUCUCUCAAAAAUAAAUAAACAUUAAAAAUUUUUUUAAAAAUAAUAAUCCCUAAAAUUUACAAUAGCAGAAUCUAUAAUCAGUAAAUUAUGAUAUGAACCCCAAAUCAACUUACAUAAAAAGUAAUUGAUCCUGACAUAAAUAAUUGCAAUGAAUUAAUAAUAAAAGUAGAUAAACUACAGUUGACUUUCUGUGCUAUGUAUAUUUCUCAAAUAUUAUCUCAUUUAAACUUUUUAAUACUUAAUUGACUUCAUAUUUUAGAGCAGUUUUAGGUUUAUAGAAAAGCUGAGCAAGGAACACCAAUUUCCCAUAUAUCCUAUCCCGUGCCCCCACAGUUUACUCUAUUUUUAACAUCCUAUAGUAGUGUGAUUCAUUUAUUAAAAUUUACGGACCAACUAAAGUCCAUAGUUUACAUUAGGUUUCAGUCUUUGUGUUACAUGGUUUAUGAAUUUUGACAGAUGCUUUAGUGCCAUGUAUCCACCAUUAUAGUAUCAUGCAGAACAGUUGUACAACCAACCCUCAGGCCCCAUGUUCCACCCAUUCUUUCCUCUCUUCCUCUCCCAAUCACUGACAACUAUUGAUCUUUUUACCCUGUCUAUAGUUUUGCCCUUUCCAGAAUGUCAAAUGGUUGGAAUCAUACAGUAUGUAGCCUUUCAGACUGGCUUCUUUCAUUUAGCAAUAUGUAUUUAAAGUUCCUCCAUGUACCCUAUGACCCAGCAAUAGCACUGCUAGGAAUUUACCCAAGGGAUACAGGAGUACUGAUGCACAGGGGCACUUGUACCCCAAUGUUUAUAGCAGCACUCUCAACAAUAGCCAAAUUGUGGAAAGAGCCUAAAUGUCCAUCAACUGAUGAAUGGAUAAAGAAAUUGUGGUUUAUAUACACAAUGGAGUACUGCGUGGCAAUGAGAAAGAACGAAAUAUGGCCCUUUGUAGCAACGUGGAUGGAACUGGAGAGUGUGAUGCUAAGUGAAAUAAGCCAUACAGAGAAAGACAGAUACCAUAUGUUUUCACUCUUAUGUGGAUCCUGAGAAACUUAACAGAAACCCAUGGGGGAGGGGAAGGGAAAAAAAAAAAAAGAGGUUAGAGUGGGAGAGAGCCAAAGCAUAAGAGACUGUUAAAAACUGAGAACAAACUGAGGGUUGAUUGGGGGUGGGAGGGAGGGG
Acinonyx jubatus (cheetah) is the source of this 10716-nucleotide messenger RNA. It is a transcript of the gene CCDC180, whose product is annotated as coiled-coil domain containing 180. The record is from RefSeq and is a predicted model, not a curated record. The transcript has 38 exons. NCBI's taxonomy places the organism in Eukaryota, Metazoa, Chordata, Mammalia, Carnivora, Felidae. Bases 1112 to 6025 code for a protein of 1637 amino acids.